This is a messenger RNA of Apus apus (common swift), 9649 nucleotides long. It is a transcript of the gene PDPR, whose product is annotated as pyruvate dehydrogenase phosphatase regulatory subunit. Gene Ontology annotation, molecular function: oxidoreductase activity; protein binding. Bases 142 to 2781 code for a protein of 879 amino acids. The record is from RefSeq and is a predicted model, not a curated record. Lineage: Eukaryota; Metazoa; Chordata; Aves; Apodiformes; Apodidae. The transcript has 18 exons. Gene Ontology annotation, cellular component: cytoplasm; mitochondrion; mitochondrial matrix.
GCGCGCAGGGGCGGCUGUCGCGCGGCGGCCGUAAAGCGCGGAAGGUCGCUCCGGCCUCGCUCCCUCAGAAGUGGUUCCCAGCUCACCUCUGAGCACACCCAGCUUGGGGCUUUUCAGGGCACUGAGCAGCCCCUGCCAAGGAUGUUUCUCCGGGUGCUGUCGGACGUCCGGUGGCGGGUGGCGAACCCCAGGUGGAGGAGAGUGACCUGCUCCCAGAGAAGCACCUCCAGUACAGCAGAACCUCAGCAGGUUCCCUUGCCAGCACAGGCACAGGUUGUCAUCUGUGGUGGUGGAAUCAUGGGCACCUCCGUGGCGUAUCACCUCUCCAAGAUGGGCUGGAAGGAUAUAGUCUUGCUGGAGCAGGGCAGGUUGGCUGCUGGUACCACUCGCUUCUGUGCUGGCAUCGUGAGCACGGCCAGGCCCGUGUCCAUAGAGCUGAAGAUGGCAGACUAUUCCAACAAGCUCUACCAGCAGCUGGAGCAAGAGACAGGAGUGAAAACAGGGUACGUGAGGACAGGCUCCAUUUCCCUGGCUCAGACCCAGGACCGGCUGAUCUCCCUGAAACGCAUUGCUUCCUCACUCAGUGUGAUGGGGAUACCUUGUGAAAUCAUCACCCCAAAACAAGUGGCCCAGCUCCACCCGCUGAUCAACAUCCACGACCUUGUAGGGGCCAUGCAUGUGCCAGAAGAUGCAGUGGUGUCAUCUGCCAGUGUGAGUCUGGCCCUGGCAACUGCUGCCUCAAGGAAUGGUGUCCAGGUCCAUGAGAGGACAAGUGUCAGUCAUGUCACAGUGCAGAAGGGGUGUGUGACUGGAGUGGAGACCGACAGAGGACGGAUUGGAUGCCAGUACUUUGUCAACUGUGCUGGCCAGUGGGCCUAUGAGUUGGGCCACUCUGGAGAGGAACCAGUCAACAUCCCUCUCCAUGCCUGUGAACACUUCUACCUCCUGACACAUCCCUUGAAGGAACCUCUGGCAAUAAACUUACCAACUAUUGUAGACCCAGAUGGCAGGAUCUACAUCCGCAACUGGCAAGGUGGCAUCCUCUCAGGGGGCUUUGAGAAGAACCCCAAGCCUCUCUUCACAGAGGGAAGGAACCAGCUGGAGAUUCAGAACCUUCAAGAAGACUGGGAUCACUUUGAGCCACUCCUGAGUGCCCUCCUGCGCAGGAUGCCCGAUCUGGAGGCUCUGCAGAUCAUGCAGCUGGUGAACUGCCCCGAGUCCUUCACGCCAGACAUGCGCUGCGUCAUGGGGGAGUCGCCCACCGUGCAGGGCUACUUUGUGCUGGCUGGCAUGAACUCUGCUGGGAUCUCAUAUGGUGGGGGAGCAGGCAAGUACCUGGCAGAGUGGAUGGUGAAUGGGUAUCCCUCAGAAAAUGUCUGGCCUCUGGAUCUCAAGCGUUUCGGUUCCCUCCAGAGCAGCCGCACGUUCCUCCGCCACCGUGUGAUGGAAGUGAUGCCUCUCAUGUGUGACCUGAAGGUUCCUCGGUGGGACUUCCAGACGGGCAGGCAGCUGAGAACCUCCCCCUUGUACGACCGCCUGGAUGCACAGGGAGCCAGGUGGAUGGAGAAGCAUGGAUUUGAGAGAGUCAAGUAUUUUGUCCCACCUGGGAAAGAUCUGCUGGAUUUGGAUCAGAGCAAAACCUUUUACAAACCAGACUGGUUUGAUAUUGUGGGUUCUGAAGUCAAGUGCUGCAAGGAGGCUGUUUGUGUCAUUGACAUGUCAUCUUUCACCAAGUUUGAAAUAAGUUCCACAGGAGACCAGGCCCUGGAGAGCCUCCAGUACCUCUUCUCCAAUGACCUGGAUGUGCCAGUGGGGCAUGUUGUGCACACAGGAAUGCUUAAUGAGAAAGGAGGGUAUGAGAAUGACUGCAGCAUUGCACGACUGAGCAAACGCAGCUUCUUCAUGAUUUCUCCUACUGACCAGCAAGUCCAUUGCUGGGCCUGGCUGAAGAGCCGUUUGCCCGACGACAACAACCUGACCUUGGAAGAUGUGACCUGGAAGUACACAGCUCUCAACCUGAUUGGCCCCCGUGCUGUGGAUCUCCUGUCGGAGCUGUCCUAUGCCCCGAUGACUGCAGAGCAUUUUCCCUCUCUCUUCUGCAAGGAGAUGAGCGUGGGCUAUGCCAACGGCAUCCGUGUGAUGAGUAUCACCCACACAGGGGAGCCUGGGUUCGUGCUUUAUAUCCCCAUAGAGUAUGCCCUUCAUGUCUACAACGAGGUGAUGAACAUGGGCCAGAAGUACGGGAUCCGGAACGCCGGGUACUACGCGCUGCGCAGCCUGCGCAUCGAGAAGUUCUUUGCCUUCUGGGGCCAGGACCUGGAUGCCUUUACCACUCCCAUGGAGUGUGGUCGUGAGUUCCAGGUCAAGCUGGACAAGGGAAUGCAGUUUGUUGGCCAGGAAGCCCUGCUGGAGCAGAAGCAGAACGGGGUGUACAAACGCUUCACCAUGUUCAUCCUUGAGGACCACGACACAGACCUGGACCUCUGGCCCUGGUGGGGGGAGCCCAUCUUCCGCAACGGCCGCUACGUGGGCAAGACCACCAGCAGCGCCUACAGCUACACCCUGGAGCGCCACGUCUGCCUGGGCUUCGUGCACCACUUUGAUGAGAAGACAGGGGAGAAGCUGGUGGUGACAACUGACUUCAUCAACCAGGGGGAGUACGAGAUCGAGAUCGCCGGGCAGCGCUUCCAGGCCAAGGCCAAGCUCUACCCCUUCAGCUCCCUCUUCACGCAGCGGCGCCGCAAGGACGAGGUGGAACUGAGUGGCUACCAGAGGGAGUAGUGCUGACCACACCUGACCCACCCCCCCUUCCUUUUCCCAAGCUGGGAUCUUCUGCCACCAUCUUCCAGUCUUUUCUCCUCACCCCAGAGAUUUCUUUCUUUUCCUUUCUUGUCUUGCAACUUCUGAACUUUUUUCCCGGCGUGUUGCGUUGUUUUUUUUUUUGUACGUUUUAAACCCUUCAUUUUUCAAAGCUUUCUCCAUCCUCUCUUGUCUCCCUCCUCCAACCCUUUGCUUGCCAGGCUUCCCCCCUGCCCCAGUGGACAAAGCACAGUGCCCAGCAUGCAUCCAGAAGUCCAUGGGAAGCCUGUGCAGGAAUGAACCCCACCAAGAAUGGUGGUGAUGGGAAGGGUUGGGAUGGACCUCACCCUGCUCUCCACGAACCGCACAGCAAUAGAACGAUCAGCUACCUCACUGGCACCAGACAGAGCAUCCCAUGAGCAGCAGCCAAGGGACAGGCUUGGCUACAGCCCAACUUUGGCCACCCAGUGGUUUGUUGGGUUUUUUUUCCUCCCCUCACAGGGGAGUCAAGUAGAUUUAAUCAUCAGACCAUUGAGGUGACGGUGGAGCUGGUAAGUUUGGCAUCGUCGGGUUUGGGUUUUCUUUGCCUGGGUUCACUGACACUAAAUGGCCACUGACACUAAAUGGCCUGCUAGAAAUACAGCUGAAGAUCAACGUGUGUGUUUCACUUCUGGAAAGGCAUGGGAUUUGGGGUUGAUUAGCAAAAAAAUACUGGUUUUUAACAGGGACAGAUGUUAGAGUUUCAUGUUAACUGCAUCGUGCACGGUCUCCUGGGGAUUUGCUUUCACUUCCCUUUGUUGAUGUGGUUUGGUCAAGCUGCUCUGGCAAGAUUCAUGUGGAACUCAUGUUGAUUCGGGGGACUUGAGCAGCAGGAGGUCACAAAAACACAACAUCUUGUGUUUUUAGCUGCCCAGGGUGGUUUUGAAAGGAGAGGCAAAGCCCCAGCAUUGGUCUCAGCCGUGGUGCUGCCAGUAUUGCAGGAAACACCGGGUCUUCUUCUGGUGGGGAGAGAGCAUCUCAGCUCCUGCCUUGCUGGAGAAGUCAUCUUCCAUUUUGCUCCUCACAUCUGUUGCACUUCUUACUUCUCUCUCUUGCUGGUGCCUCAGCUGAAGGGGUGGAACAGAGGGAGUGAAGAGGUGUGACAGUGGGGUUAUAAAUUGCUUUCCUUCAUGCUCCUCAUCCUGAAGUGCCAGGCGGUGCAGCUGGGACUCACCCCUCCUCACCUCUUAACAUGAAGCCACGUGGUGAAGAAGAGGGUGUUGUGUUGCUGAAUUGGAUUGCACACAUUUGCAUCUUCUUCUUCCCAUUGUGAGCACCAUCAGCAGCAAAGAUUGUCUUUAUUUACUUGAAAAACAUCUUCUCUGCCUCCGCCACCUGCAUUCACCUCAUGGUCUUUCUGCUCCAGCGUCUGUCUGAGGUUCAGACACAACCUUGCACUGAUGUUUGCCCUCUCAGCCACCAUGAACACCUGCUCUUUGAUCUAGAAGCCUUUUUGGGGGCACUUUUUGGAAUGGUGAGCAUCAGUAGUGUAAAUGUGAGCUGAGAACUUUGCCUGGGUCUCAUUUUCAGUUUGCUUUCUGUUGUUUUGGGUCAGACCUUUGGUUGAGUCUGCUCUGCCAGUUCAUGAUCCAGGUGUUCUCAGGAUGCAGAAGGAGUCAGAGGGGCCCUAAGGCAGGAAAGGUGAAAGUCCAAAGCCUUUACACCUUAAAACAGGGUGUCAGAGCAAGCUCCCCCAUCCCAGGUGAAACCAUGGAGUGGAGAGUUGGGAAAGGGUGUAAGAGAAUUAAGGAUUUGAGCAUGUGGUGGGGUAGGCUGAGCAGAGUUGUCAGUUCUUGGAGUGUGCCUUCCUCUGGGAAUGGUGAGUUCCUUUGCAGGAUGUGAGCUCCUCAAGGGUUUCAGACUGAUUUUUGAGUCAAUGGGCAACAAUUCCCUGGGCUCUGAAAUGGGAGUGACCACAGCAGGGCAGCUUUUUGGGUGCCCUGCCUGGCUCCUGCGGGGGGCGAUUUUGCUUGGUUGUCAUUUCUUCCAGAUUUCCCCCAUCAUUUGCUCUCUGAAUGGAAAUGUUGCCUGGUGUGUUCAAAAAAAUUGCUUAAAUGGAAGGUUCCUAAGGCCUCUAAUAGCAGUUUAAAAUCCAAUCACUUUUUGCAUGUCUUCCCUGCACAGAGGGAUGCUGUGAUCCUGCUGUUCCUGUGCUGGAUGUGCAUGUCAAGGAGGGUCUUGGUCCCUCCACUGGUUUAAUGGAAUGUUGCUGUGCCUUCCUUAUCCAGGGAAGCAGCUGUUUAACCAAAGAAAGAGUUAUAUAUGUGAUACUUAGGAUGUGUCCCAGAGCAGCCCUUCUGAUGAGAGUUUAUUGACCAUUUGUCAUCACUGGUGGGGCAUGACAGGUCUGCAGGAGGAAGCAAAGUGUACAGCUGAGGUGAGCUGAGGUGCUUCCUGCAGCUCCUGAAGAGAGAUUUUUACCUCCAGUCAUUCAGUUUGUUCUCUGCAGAGUUAAAACUAGUUAAGACCAAACUGGGAAGAAGGCAGCAUCCUGUCCCCUGCCAACCACUCAUCCCUGAAGAACCAUUUCAGUUGCAUUCAAGUUUUAUUUCUCCUUGUCAUUAUUGUUUCUUUUCCCUCCUUUAUAGGUACCUCUUAGUUCCUCAGACAAGUGUCUCUCCCCUCUGACAGCAAAAUUGUGUUUCAUACUUUUGACAUAAUGUCUGCUUAGCUUCAUUUUCUGUCUAAAUCUAUUGACUUUUCAGCACCCAGAGGAGAGAAAAUAAUUGUCCAUCAUUCUAACAGAUCCAGCAGCACUUUCUGUAACAUUCUGUUUGCUGAUUGAGGCUUGAUAACUGUCAGUCUUGCAGCUCAUUAACACCUCCUCUGGCUUUCCCUGCUAUGAGUUCUGAUCCUUGUUUUAUAUCCCAGCCUGCAGUCUCCAGCUGCUGUCCAAGCUGAGCCCAUUUAAUUUUUGGCAGCUAUUUUUAGCCUAACAAUGUUAAAGAACCAGUUUGCUUUCAACUUGCCCCUCGGUGGCUAUUCCCAGUUGGGUAACAUCUUUUAAAGUAAUGGUAGGUGCUGAAACCAAGGUCCUUCUGGUGUCAUAUUUUCUUCUAGAGGUAUGAAAUGGUGAAGUAAGACUUUAAUCCCUUUAUCUGAAAUUAGAGCACCUAAAAAAAACCCCAAACAAACAACAAAAUCAGUGGAAGAGUUUCUGCCUUCAGAGGAGAAAAUGAGAAACUGGAUCUUGGAAGCUGUGGUGACACAGAUUUACCCUCCAAGGUGGUAAAUUAAUGUGGACUGUGAAUGAUUCUCACCCUUAAAACUGCCUUUCCUGCUGAGAAAGGCAGUUUGUCCUCAUUCUGCUUGGUGGGGCUAUGAACCUAGGGUGGGAAACACUAAAACAGAAGCUCUGCCCUGUGCCCCUCUUGCCCAGCAGCUGCAGGGCUGUUCCCAGUGCUCCCAGUCUUGCUCUCCAGGAUCCUGUGGAUUUUAUCCCUGCAGGCUGAGAGAAACCCUUGAAGGGAAGCUGACUGGAGCUUGGCAUGAGGAAAUAAUGGACCUUUUUGGCUACAGUCUCCCAUUUUAGGAUAAACUAAGGGAAGUUUGGUCCUUGGGGGGGAAGUGCCACUGCAGGGGGUGUGCACUUGGCACACAGGGUUGUGUUGUCUCCCCCCAGAAGGCAGCAGCUGAGUGGGUUUUUGAUGUGGCAGUGGUGAAACUACCUAAAUGAACAUUGUUCCUCUACCCUGGGAAGGGUUUUCUUGCCCAGGUAUCACCUGUGGAGUAGUGGGGGGGGACCUGAGCAAGGGGCAACACCUGCCCUGGGCAACCUCUGCCAGGAAAUGUUUUUUUCCAGAGGCAUGAUGUUGUCUGAGCCCUGCUGCAUCCUUUCUGAAUGAUCAUGUUUUGUCCUUGAGUGGGUGCUGACAGGCUUGGAUAAAAGUGGUGUUGGAGAAGAAGGACUUUGUUGUUCAUAUUUAAUGAUCUGAGGAUAAAAUUAAUGCUGUUAGGAGGGAUGUUUUCUGCUUCAGGAGGGUGAAUUUUUCACAUCUGUCUUUGCCAGGCUUAGUUUCUUCUUGUUUCCUCUCUCUUGUUUUCUUCUGCUGGCUCCAGUAUCCAGAUUGGAUGUGCCUUGAUGGGCAGUUUCUUGUUCUUCUUGUGGCAAGGAGGGGAAACUGUGUGAGACCUCCAGAACUUGGACACCUCCUUUCUCCUGCUGCAUUCAAGCUGCCACCAGUCACGUUGCUGUUCCAGCAGCACCUCUGAGCUCAGCCCAUGCUGCUGCAGGACCUCUCAUGCACAAGGUUCUUCUCUUUGUUCCACUUGGUCCUUUAUCAUCUGGGCCAGGCUGACUCUUAAGUCUGUCUCUCUGCUUUCAUUUAAGCUCUUCAGCUUCUGGAUGGUGGAGAUCCCAACAUCCAGACUCCCAGGUGGGUUUGUGGCUGCUACAUAUGCCAUCCUUUAUCCCUCCCUCUUCCUGCUCCAGGAUUUUCCCACUCUUCUUACCACUCCCCAGUCUCCUUCCUCAAGCAGCAGAGCACAUGUUGCCCAUCAGAGAGCAAGGACAGUGACAUCAAACCAGGCAGGGGAGUGGCAGAGGGACUGAGCAGGGUGGAAGGAGAGGCCUGAUGGUGGUUGGACCCUUUGCCCACAACUCAACCACUUAAUCCCAGCCUUGGAGAGACGAGCAGCUUUUCUCUUUCAAACCUUAUUCUUACCUGCCUGGUUGGAUUCUUAUUUUUUAAAAGCAUUCAGUCAGGGAACAGGACUUGGGGAGAGGAGGGGGUUCAUGUCAUCAGAGGACUUCAAGCUGCCUCUCAAAAAGCAUUUGAACAUUUUAUUUGCACUUUAAACUUUUCCUUGAGCGUGGAUGAUUGUAGCCUGCUCAUAGCCCUCAGCUGGAGCAACCUUUGCAUUUGAGGGGGACAAAUACCCACAGCUUGAACUCUUUGUAAAUGCCUUAAAGCUUUUGGUGAGGUGUUUGGGCACUGAUGGUGCCUGCUGGUGGGAUUCUCUCCUGCUGUGUUGAGUGUACAGAGCAGACAGGAGCACUGGCAGAUAGUUCUGAGCAAGCAGUGGGGGUGGUGGGAGCUGCUGUUGCUGCUCUGAGCAUGGAAGUGGUGCUGGACGAAACUGAGUGGACUGGAAGCCCCUGUGCCUCUACAGCUGUCUGUGCUGACACCUUCCCUUUUGGGUUGUUGUUUUUUUUCACCCCCUAGAAAUGGAUUUAUUCACUUUUCUUCAAAGAGAGAAGCCUGGGCUGGUGUGGAGGGCUCAGGGAGUGUCCCCUUGCGUGAAAGGAAAUCAUUCCCUGCUUGAAGGCUUCCCUGCUGCAGGCAGGAGUCAGGAGGGGAGGUGCUGCUGCCCGGGAUGUUUGUGGAGGUGGCUCUGAGGCUUCUCAGCUCCCAUUUGUCCCAAAGCUCUGCAGGGUUCCCCGUGUCAGGCUGCCCUGUGAGACACAGCACGAAGCCCGUGGAGCUGCCCCCGGGUGCUGGGUGGCUUUGGUCAGGAGAAGGGAUCUCUGUGAGGAGCAGUGGUGCCUUGUAAUGAGAGAGGCACCAGAGAACAGUGUUGACAUUCCUAUUUAUUGGUUUGCCAAGGCUGGGAGAGGCAGAGCAGACACUUGGUGGGCCUCAGCCAUCCCAAGCAGGGCAUGAUCCGUUCUGGUCCUGCCCUGUCACCUCUGACCAUGGAGAUUUCUUCCCUGCUACAAAGAAUUUCCCAUGCUUUUCCUGGGGUGGGACAGGUUUCACUCCCACCAGUCUUCCAAUGUAACCAGAAGCAGACUGAGCUCCCUGGAGGCUUCUCCUGCAUCCCGUGGUCAGGCUUGCAGCAGGACACGUCCCUGCUCCUUAUGUGCUUCCGUGGGACGGGCAGGCCAAGCCACACUUGGGGGCAGAGCAGCACAUGGUGCUGGGGGUGCAGUUGUUUCCAGAGCCUGCCAGGCAGCUGGGUGCUGGGUGGUCGUGUUCCCUGUGUCUUCAGGAAGAGGUGGGGAAAAGCUUUUUGGGUCUAGAUCAGCUCCUGGCUGCUGCUCCUGAGCCCACGUGGUUCCUUUCUGCUCUGUUCUUAGUGUCCAGGUGUGAUGGCUCCCACCUGAGCUCUGGGGGAGAAGGGCUCCCCUCUUCUCAGACAAGUACCCCAUGAGACAACCCUCUUGUGCAGGGCACCAGUACAUCCCUUCUCCACCACUGCUUCUGGUUGGUGGGUACACCACUUCCCUUGUCCCCAAACCCCUUCAUGCUUGUACCAGUCUCCCGAGACCAGGUGUUUAAAGGGCUGGGAGGAGUUCUGAAGUGUUCUGCUGCUGAAAUUUGAAGAACAAGUGAAGUUUGAACCUGUGGAAACCAUUUUUCUAGUGCCUUAUGCUUGUGAAUGUUGUGCAAUGGAUGUAGCUGAGGUGGGACAGGGCGAGGAGCAACCUCAGGUGUGGUUGGUUCACCAUCCACUGCAGCCAUCUCCUUUUCCCCUCGCAAGGGUCUUGGCCAGCAGACACCAACAGGUCAUCUCUAGCAGCUGGGGGAUGCUUUUUAAAAUCUCUUGGGAGAUCUGGGGUUGUAGAAACGUUGGGACUGGAAAACCCUCCUCCUGGUUGAUCUGCCUGGCAGAGGAGUGAUGGUCUCACCUCAGCUGCUGUUGGCUUUGGAGGGGGUUGAGGAGGGACAAAGCUGCUCCGAGCGCUCGACCCCGUGCUGGGGGAUGUGGGCACUUGUUCCCAAACGCACAAGCCAGGGUGAGUUUGCUGCUCUCCACCAAGGCCAUGUUGUCACAUGUGCUGUAUUUAUAUCGUGCUUGAUUUCAUGGAAUAUCUGGGUUGGCUUUGGUGUUGUUAGGUUUGUACAUGAAUAAAGAGGCGUUUUAACUA